AUGCGACCUUGGAUUGUUGUUGCAUAUUCAGCUCCUGUUGCAGUUGCGAUUGCUGUUUUCUUAAUCUACCCAAUUAGUCAAGGAAGCUUUUCUGAUGGCGUAGCCGGUGUAUUCGACGGCUUCCUAUUUAGUGUUAUGCAUGGUUCUUUGGUAACCUCUAGUUUAAUCAGGGAAUCCACAAAAAAUGAAUCUGCUAAUGAAGGUUACAAAUUCAGUCAAGAAGGAGAAACUUAUAAUAUCGUAGCCUCCCAUGGUUAUUUUGGCCAAUUGAUCUUCCAAUAUGCUAGUUUCAACAACUCUCGUUCUUUACAUUUAUUCCUAGCUGCUUGGCCUGUAGUAGGUAUCUGGGUCACUGCUUUAGGUAUCAACACUAUGGCUUUCAACCUAAAUGGUUUCGAUUUCAACCAAUCGGUACUUGAUAGUCAAGGUCGUGUAAUUAAUACUUGGGCUGAUAUCAUUAACCGUGCUAACCUUGGUAUGAAAGUUAUUGUGAUAACUCAAACUAAAAAAAUUGUAUAA
Messenger RNA from Lactuca saligna, 519 nucleotides. Lineage: Eukaryota; Viridiplantae; Streptophyta; Magnoliopsida; Asterales; Asteraceae. The record is from the annotation of a GenBank genome assembly.